AUGUCCUCCUUCCUAUCCGAUACUCUUGCCAGCCAUCGGUUCCAGUUGCUCGCCACAGCCGUGCUGUCUGGUGCUACGGCUGCCUCUCUCCUGCUUGGAUACCAGGCACUGGAGCGAGAGGAGAGGCUGACGGAGCUGAAGCAGUCCAUCCCGUCGCUGGCCGAUGGGACUCACGAGACCCAACAACUUAAUGGCUUUGGAGCGUCCUCCGUGCCGGCCCUCGACAAGGAAGAUGCGAGGAAUCAAGAGCUCGCACGAAGAGCGCAAGCCGGGGACUUUGAUGAAGAGCUCAUCCUGGAACAGUUGGCGAGAAAUCGCGUGUUUCUGACACCCGAAGGCCUUGAGAAACUGCGUCGCUCGUUCGUCAUCGUCGUGGGCUGUGGCGGCGUCGGUUCCCACUGCGUCGCCUCGCUGGCUCGGUCUGGCGUGUCCAAGAUUCGGCUCGUGGACUUUGACCAGGUCAGCCUCAGCUCCCUCAACCGCCACGCCGUGGCGACGCUCGCCGAUGUCGGCAUCUCCAAGGUGCUCUGCCUGCAGCGCCGGCUCAUGGCCAUCGCGCCCUGGGUCAGGUUUGAUCUGCAGCAGGAAAAGUUCGAGGAGGCCGUGGCGGCCAAGAUGCUCGAUCCGUGGCACGACGGAGGCAUGCCCGACUUCAUCGUCGACGCCAUCGACAACAUAGAGACCAAGGUCGAGCUGCUCAAGUACUGCCACGACCACGAGCUGCCGGUCAUCAGCGCCAUGGGGGCCGGCUGCAAAAGCGACCCCACCAGAAUCAUCGUCGGCGACAUCGGCGCCAGCAAGGACGAUCGGCUGUCGAGGGCGACGAGGCGGCGGCUGAAGCUGCUGGGCAUCACGAGCGGCAUCCCCGCCGUCUACUCGACCGAGCAGUCCGGGGAGGGCAAGGCCGAGCUCUUGCCGCUCGCCGACGAAGAAUUCCAACGGGGCUCGGUCGGCGAUCUUGGCGUCAUGCCCAACUUUCGCGUCAGGAUACUGCCUGUGCUAGGGACGAUGCCGGCAAUCUUUGGCCUCACGGCUGCGAACCACGUCAUCCUCAGCAUUGCCGGGUACCCCAUCGACUACGUGCCCGCCAAGGGACGAGAGAAGAUGUACGAGUCGAUUUUCAACUACGUCCAGGGCUCCGAAGAGAAGCUGGCCCGGAUGUUCGAGCCUGGCGUGAUUGGCGUCAAGACGCCGCUGACGAUGGGCGACGUCGCUUUUCUCGCCGAGGAACUAUACCACGCACGCAGCAUCAUCAGCGGCAUCUCCACCAAGCUGGUGCUGAUACGCUGGCGCAAGCCUGAAGUGACCAAUCUCAACAUCAUCGGUGAGGGCAAAGACGUGCAGAAGUGCUCGACCAUCCGGUUGCGAGACCUGGUCUGCAUGACAAAAGAAGAAGCGACGCGGCAUGAAAAGGACAUUCUCAAGCUCGGCAUGCCGCUGGAAUCCUUGUACGACGCAGAAACGAUCAGCAACGUCGAGGCACGGCUCGCUGAGGCGGCCAAGUAUGAGAAGCUUCGGUGA
Molecule: messenger RNA, 1521 nt
Organism: Drechmeria coniospora
Lineage: Eukaryota; Fungi; Ascomycota; Sordariomycetes; Hypocreales; Ophiocordycipitaceae
Product: ThiF domain protein
Exons: 2
Coding region: 1-1521 (506 amino acids)
Biological process (GO): cyclic threonylcarbamoyladenosine biosynthetic process
Cellular component (GO): mitochondrial outer membrane
Molecular function (GO): ubiquitin-like modifier activating enzyme activity; tRNA threonylcarbamoyladenosine dehydratase activity
Source: RefSeq, a predicted model, not a curated record